GCUCUGGGCAGCCAAUGGGCGCACCGCGGGGGCGGGCCCGGGCGAGGUUAGGGUGUCCUUGCAGGGUGCUGGGCUAAACUUCACCAAAUAAAAGCUGUUUGUGUUGGGGCGGCUGCGGAGCCAUUUUGGAAAUAACAUUCAUCCCAGAUUUGAUGAUAAUGAAAAUACAGAAAAAAGAAAAGCAGGUACCUGGCGCAGGCAGGUGAGGCUGAGGGUUUUGUCCCUGCUCACCACAGGCCUGGCUCACCCACUGGCCUGAGCUCGUCCUUGCCCUGAGCAGGUGUGGGGAAAACACUGCUGAAUUUUACUGCUCCUGAGCUCCCGUGCAGCCGCCAAGCUUAAAAGCACUGAGCCUCUCCUCAAUGUCGUCUGCCUGGGAGUGCAAGACACAGGAUACCUUUGCCAGCAGUGAAGAGCAGGACAAGGUGCCCCACCAGGUGACAGUGACAGCCACAAACACAGGUGGCCAGUGCCAGUGCCCAAAGGAAGAGCCCAACGGGGCUCCCCAGAAGCGGACAAGCACCCAGAACGGGAUGCAGGACAGUGGGGGCACGGGGGUGAAGAAGAAACGGAAGAAAAAGGAUCUGGCAGAGCAGGAAGAGGGAGAUAAAGCAGCUGUGGAGGUGAAACCAAAGAGGAGGAGAGAGCCUAAAGAACCAAAAGAGCCUAAAAAGGUGAAGGAGUCCAAGAAGCCGAAGGAGCCCAAGCAGAGGGAGGUGGCUAAGAAGCCCCGGAAACCUCGGGAACCCAAAGCCCCAAAGGAGCCUAAAGACAAGAAGAGUGGCUCUGAGCCAGCCCCCAGAUCAAGACCCAAGAAGAGCAGCAAAGACACCCCCGUGGAGAAGAAGAAGAAAGGGAAGAGGAAAAAUGAGAUACCAGUGAACAGUUUGGAUUUGGAUCAGGAUCUCCUGAGCCCAUCUGUACAGAGCCCAGAGGAGUCUGCAGAGUCAGCUGACAGCCAGAAACGACGCUCUGGACGGCAGGUGAAGAGGAGGAAGUACAACGAGGACUUGGAUUUCAAGGUUGUGGAUGAUGACGGCGAGACAAUUGCCGUGCUGGGAGCUGGGCGAACCUCCGCGCUCUCCGCCUCUACUCUGGCGUGGCAGGCAGAGGAGCCUCCCGAGGAUGAUGCCAAUAUCAUUGAGAAGAUCCUUGCCUCCAGGAUGGUGCAGAAGGAGGCUCAUCCUGGAGGCCUGGCAUUUGAGACAGAGGAGUUCUACGUCAAGUACAGGAACUUCUCUUACCUCCACUGUAAAUGGGCAACGCUGGAGGAGCUGGAGAAGGACCCCAGGAUCUCGCAGAAGAUAAAGCGCUUCCGGAACAAGCAGGCUCAGAUGAAACAUAUUUUUACAGAGCCUGAUGAAGAUUUGUUCAACCCGGACUAUGUGGAGGUAGAUCGAAUUCUGGAGGUGGCUCACACAAAGGACCCUGACACUGGGGAGGAGGUGACUCACUACCUGGUGAAGUGGUGCUCACUGCCAUAUGAGGAGAGCACCUGGGAGCUGGAGGAGGAUGUUGACCCAGGGAAGAUUAAAGAGUUUGAAGCCCUCCAAAUCCCUCCAGAAAUCAAGCACAUGGUAACGUACCCUGAGGAGCGCCCAGCAUCCGAGUCCUGGCAGAAACUGGAGAAGUCCCGGGAGUACAAGAACAGCAACCAACUGCGGGAGUAUCAGCUGGAGGGAAUGAACUGGCUGCUCUUUAACUGGUAUAACAGGAAGAACUGCAUCCUGGCUGACGAGAUGGGGUUGGGGAAGACAAUCCAGUCAAUCACCUUCCUCUCAGAGAUAUUCCUGAUGGGCAUCCAUGGCCCCUUCCUCAUCAUCGCACCUCUCUCCACCAUCACGAACUGGGAGAGGGAGUUCCGUACCUGGACGGAGAUGAAUGCCAUCGUGUACCACGGCAGCCAGAUCAGCCGGCAGAUGAUCCAGCAGUACGAGAUGGUGUACAGGGACACACAGGGUAACCCUCUCCCUGGGAUCUUCAAGUUCCAGGUGGUUAUCACCACCUUUGAGAUGAUCCUUGCUGACUGCCCGGAGCUGAAGAAGAUCCAGUGGCGCUGUGUGGUCAUUGACGAGGCACAUCGCCUGAAGAACAGGAACUGCAAGCUCUUGGAGGGGCUGAAGCUCAUGGCCCUGGAACACAAGGUGCUGCUGACAGGGACCCCUCUGCAGAACUCGGUGGAGGAGCUCUUCAGCCUCCUAAAUUUUCUGGAGCCACAGCAGUUCCCCUCAGAGACAGCUUUCCUGGAAGAGUUUGGAGACCUGAAGACAGAGGAGCAGGUGAAGAAGCUGCAGUCCAUCCUGAAGCCCAUGAUGCUGCGACGGCUGAAGGACGAUGUAGAGAAGAAUCUGGCACCCAAACAGGAGACCAUCAUUGAGGUGGAGCUGACCAAUAUCCAAAAGAAAUACUACCGGGCCAUCCUGGAGAAGAAUUUCUCCUUCCUCUCCAAGGGUGCCAACCAGCACAAUAUGCCCAACCUCAUCAAUACCAUGAUGGAGCUGCGCAAGUGCUGCAAUCACCCGUACCUCAUCAAUGGGGCAGAGGAGAAGAUCCUGGAAGACUUCCGUAAAACACACUGCCCAGAGGCACCAGACUUCCAGCUGCAGGCGAUGAUCCAGGCAGCUGGGAAGCUGGUGCUCAUUGAUAAGCUGCUUCCCAAGCUGAUCGCUGGUGGGCACAAGGUGCUCAUCUUCUCACAGAUGGUGCGCUGCCUUGACAUCCUGGAAGACUAUCUCAUCCAGAGACGGUACACCUAUGAGCGCAUCGAUGGGCGGGUGCGUGGCAACCUGCGCCAGGCUGCCAUUGACCGCUUCUGCAAGCCCGACUCGGAUCGCUUUGUGUUUCUCCUGUGCACGCGGGCGGGCGGGCUGGGCAUCAACCUCACCGCUGCCGACACCUGCAUCAUCUUCGAUUCCGACUGGAACCCACAGAAUGACCUGCAGGCUCAGGCUCGUUGCCACCGGAUCGGGCAAAGCAAGGCAGUGAAGGUCUAUCGCCUCAUCACCAGGAACUCCUACGAGCGGGAGAUGUUCGACAAGGCCAGCCUGAAGCUGGGCCUGGAUAAAGCCGUGCUGCAGGACAUUAACCGCAAGGGCAGCACCAAUGGGGUUCAGCAGCUCUCCAAGAUGGAGGUGGAGGACCUGCUGCGGAAGGGUGCCUACGGCGCGCUCAUGGAUGAGGAGGACGAGGGGUCGAAGUUCUGUGAGGAAGACAUUGAUCAGAUCCUCCAGCGCAGGACACAGACCAUCACGAUCCAGUCUGAAGGGAAGGGCUCCACAUUUGCAAAGGCCAGCUUCGUAGCAUCAGGAAACAGAACUGACAUUUCCUUAGAUGACCCCAACUUCUGGCAGAAGUGGGCCAAGAUAGCAGAGCUCGAUACAGAUGCCAAGAACGAAAAGGAGAGCCUGGUCAUCGACAGACCCCGGGUGCGGAAGCAAACCAAACACUACAAUUCCUUCGAAGAGGAUGAGCUGAUGGAGUUCUCUGAGCUGGACAGUGACUCGGACGAGCGGCCCACACGCUCGCGGCGAUUCAACGAGAAGACGCGGCGGUACCUGCGGGCUGAGUGCUUCCGUGUGGAGAAGAACCUGCUCAUAUUUGGCUGGGGACGCUGGAAAGAUAUCCUGACCCAUGGGCGGUUCAAGUGGCACCUGAAUGAAAAGGACAUGGAGAUGAUUUGUCGGGCCUUGCUGGUGUAUUGCGUCAAACACUACAAGGGGGAUGAGAAGAUUAAGAGUUUUAUCUGGGAUCUCAUCACGCCAACGAAGGACGGCCAGAACCAGGCUCUGCAGAAUCACUCAGGUAGCUUGUCAGCACCGGUGCCCAGAGGCAGGAAGGGGAAGAAGACAAAGAACCAGAUGCUGCUUCCUGAGAUAAAGAAUGCCGACUGGCUCGCCACCUGCAACCCCGAGGUGGUGCUCCAUGAUGACAGCUACAAGAAGCACCUCAAACAGCACUGCAACAAGGUUCUGCUGCGGGUGCGAAUGCUCUACUACCUGAAGGCUGAAGUGCUGGGGGAGGCUGCGGAUAAAGCCUUUGAGGGGACCCCCGCCAGGGAGCUGGAUGUGCUGCUGCCUGACAUUGACUACGUGGAGAUCCCAGUGGACUGGUGGAAUGCCGAAGCCGAUAAAUCCCUGCUCAUCGGUGUCUUCAAGCACGGUUACGAGCGGUACAACGCCAUGCGGGCGGACCCAGCGCUGUGUUUCCUGGAGAAGGUGGGCAUGCCCGAUGAGAAGCUGCUCUCUGCCGAGCAGGGCGUCAGCGACGGGGCACAGGAUGCUGCUGAAAGGGGCAGCAUGGAAAAAGAAGAGAGCAGUGGAGAAAAGCUGGAGGGGCUGUCAAAACAGGAGGACAUCGUGGCUGCUGGGGUGGGUGAAGCCAGUGAGAAGCGGGACGAGCCAGCGGCAGCCCAGGAUGGCUCCGACUCAGACAGAUCCUGCUGGCCUGUCUCCUCUGCUCUCACGGCCAGACUGCGGCGACUCGUCACCGUCUACCAGCGCUGCAACCGCAAGGAGCUGCCUCCCCGUGCCGAGAUGCUGGUGCCUGGUAACCAUGGCUACUGGCUGCAGGAUGAGAUGUUCCGGAGAGCCUCUGAGAUGGACUCGGUGAACAAAGAAAUGCAGAAAAGGUGGACCAGGAGGGAGCAGGCAGAUUUCUACCGCACUGUCUCCUCCUUUGGGGUUAUCUAUGACCAAGAGAAAAAGGUCUUUGACUGGGCCCAGUUCCGAGCCAUCUCUCGACUGGAGAAGAAGACAGAUGAGAGCCUGGAGAAGUACUUCUACAGCUUUGUAGCCAUGUGCAAGAAUGUUUGUGGUCUCCCUCUGUGGAAAGAGGAUGGUCCUCCAGACCCUGACAUCUACGUGGAGCCCAUCACGGAGGAGCGUGCUGCCAGGACCCUGUACCGCAUCGAGCUGCUGCGGAAGGUGCGCGAGCAGGUGCUCAAGUGCCCCCAGCUCCACGAGCGCCUCAAGCUGUGCCGGCCCAGCCUCUACCUGCCCGUGUGGUGGGAGUGUGGCAAACACGACCGGGACCUGCUGAUCGGCACCGCCAAGCACGGCCUGAACCGCACUGACUACUACAUCAUGAAUGACCCCCAGCUGUCUUUUUUAGAUGCAUACAGAAACUAUGCCCAGCAUAAAAGAACGGGGCUCCCAGGCCCAGAAACCCUGUGCUGCCUUUACCAGUCUAAAACCAAACUCUACAGUUCCCCCCUGUACAGCCAGAUGGACCAGACCUGUGAAACCCUGGAGAAUGAAGCUGAGAGUCAGAUCAAGCUAGAAACCGUGGACAGCACCAUGUCCCAGGCUGGGGGCAGCCCAGCAGACGCAAACUGUGAAACAUUCAUGUCCGAAGUCCGGGACAUCAUUUCCAGUACCUACGACGAGAGCUCGCUGCCAGACUCAUUGGUGUGCAUGAUGUACGAUGAGAAGGCCUGUCCCAGUGAGCAGAGCUCCCUCGCCAGGGACAGCCCAAACUGCACAGAUGUUGGAAGCAGCGUUGCCAAACUCUCCGAGGGCAAGCUGGAGGGGGAUGAGGAUCCAUCCAGCUGCGAUGCAGAUGCCAUGAGAGAGGCUCCCUUCCUAGAGGGUUUGCAGGUGUGCUCUGACCGAAUGGACAGUCAGAAUGAGGAAGCUGAGCCUUCACCUUCUACCCCUGGGAGCAACCCUUCACAGAGUGCCGCAGCCAAGCUCGGCAAAGGCUUGGAACAGAAAGGAGCACUUGCCAGCCCGGCAGCAGGGCUGCCUGAGCAUGGCACCAUGGAAAGGGUCCUAAGUGUGGGGCUCUACAGUCCCAGUCUCCAUAACUAUGAACUAAAGGUUCCUCCUGAGCAGAGGUUCAUCAGUCUGCUGCAGGAGAAAGGAAUGGAGGCAAAGUCAGGGCCAAGUCAGAGCCACAGCGAGGAAGAUGAAGAGGAAGAAGAGGAUGAUGAUAACUCUGAGACAGCAGCAGAUACGGUGGAAGGCUUGAAUGGUCCCAGGACCAGGGCUGAUGGUGGCCCCGAGGCUCAUGAACUGGGGGGUGAGGAGCAGAGCUCUGGUCUCCCCACACCCGAGGACACUUGCCCAGAAGACGUGAAUGGUGAGAGGGAGUCCCUGGGGCUGGGGGAGCCCUGCGCAGAGGGCAGGGAGGACUGUGGCUCGAAUGAGGAGAGCACCCGACAGCACUCACCGGGCCAGGCUCAGAGCCAGCACUUCAGCUUGCCCACACCUCUGCCUCAGGGGGGGCCUCAGGGGGCAGAACCCCUGUGUGUCAGGGGGGAGCCCUUGGGCCAAGCCGCUGAGGGGCAGACAGGCUGCACAGAGGCCCCACACCCUGAGCCUCAGGGCAUAAAGCAAGAAAAGUGUGACAACAGAGAUGACGGGGAGAAAGCCAGCAGCAACCAGAGCAAAGAUGGUCCAGAGAAGUACUUGGAGGAAGAGAACAAGAAUUCUGCUUCUGUCCUGCCCGGGGAGAUGGAUGAUCUUCAGGAUGCCCGGGCACCAACCAUUGCCCAGCUGCUGCAGGAGAAGACGCUUUACUCCUUCUCUGAGUGGCCUAAGGACCGUGUGAUCAUCAACCGCAUUGACAACAUCUGCCAUGCCAUCCUGAAGGGCAAGUGGCCUUCCUCCAGCCAGCAGUUUGAGGCACAGAGCCUGCUGACAGCUCCAGCCAUGGCCAGCAGCGCUGGCAGCAGGAGCAGCUUUGCCGAGUCAGAAGCCCCCGAUCCCAGCUUCAAUAACGGGGUGUUAAUGUCACGGGUACAAAAGGAAGGUUUCCUGAGCCCUGCCUUUGCAAAAGACGAGCGGAAGCACAGGAGACCCUAUGAAUUCGAGAUGGAGAGAGAUGCCAAACAGAGGAGCCUGGAGCAGCUGGCAGCAGCCCAUGUCCAUCCACCCAUUGUGCUGAACGGCUGGCGCGAGGCAGCGGUGGAUUUGUCCAGAGCCUCUGAUGGGUCCCCGGGGAACUCCUCUCCUUUCCCCCUGAACACAAACAUGCCCAAAUUGGGGACCGUGAAUGCCCUCCAGAGCUCCCUGGGCAUGGACUUGUCUGGCAUCCUACAGGCGGGGUUAAUCCAUCCUGUCACUGGACAGAUUGUAAACGGCAGCCUCCGAAGAGAUGAUGCUGCCAUGAGAAGGAGACGGGGCAGGAGGAAAAAUGUCGAAGGGAUGGACCUCAUCUUCUUGAAGGAGAGGCCUCUUCCAAACAGGCUGCAGGAUGUUCAGGAAGACCAGCCACAGCCCCCUCAGAACAGUCCUCUCCCUGACGGGCCGGUUGCUGCUACCUCAGCUCCACAGCCAGUCCCAGCUGCAGGCAGCCAAGAGAAGGCUGUCCCGAAUAAGAGUCUCCUCGACUGGCUCCGGCAGCAGUCUGACUACACACUUGACGUUCCCAGCUUUGGCACAGUUGCAGUUCUGGAGGGCUCUGAUCCCAGAGAAACAUGGUGCAGCAUCUCUGUGCUGGGAACAGCUGAAAGAGGAAGGAAACAAAGCACAGCUGAGCUGAAUUUUUCAGACAAGCCCAAGCAGAGGAGGCAGCGCUGCAAGGACCCCAACAAACUGGACAUUAGCUCUCUGACUGGAGAGGAGCGGGUGCCGGUGGUACAUAAGGGUACCGGACGGCGGUUAGGGGGAGCCACGGCACCAGCAUUGAAGGAAUUGCCAAGGUGGCUUGAUGCAAACUUGGAGUAUGCUGUUGCAGCUGACUGGGCUGACAUUGUUAAGCUUUCAGGCUACUUACCCGAAAACAAAUUCAAUCGCAUCCUCACCGAGCCCGUGCUCCGGGACGCUGGGCCGCGCCGGAGAGGGAGGAGGCCCCGGAGCGAACUCCUUAAAGGCCCUGGUGUUGUAGCAGAUUCUUCUUCUGGAAUGGGACCAUUGUUUAUGAACGGACUAAUUGCUGGGAUGGAUCUGGUGGGACUUCAGAACAUGAGAAAUAUGCAAGGGAUCCCUCUGACCGGGCUGGUCGGGUUUCCUGCUGGCUUUGCAGCAGUGCCCGCUGGUGAGGAUGUGAAGAGCACCCUGAGCAUGUUGCCCAUGAUGCUGCCGGGCAUGGCAACCGUUCCCCAGAUGUUCGGUGUUGGAGGACUCCUCAACUCCCCCAUGACGACGACUUGUACUGCGACUGCUCCGACUUCGUUAACAAGCACAACGAAAGGUGGCACAGCCAGCGCCGAGAAAGCAAAUGAGGAGAAACAGGGCAGCCAGGAUGGGAAAAAAGAACCUCUCGCUGAAGACAAGCCUGGUCCUAGUUCAUUUUCUAAUCAGACAGAAUCCGCAAUAACUACCAGUAGUCCUGUAGCUUUUAACCCAUUUCUUAUCCCAGGGAUGUCUCCUGGACUGAUCUAUCCCUCCAUGUUCCUUUCCCCUGGCAUCGGCAUGGCGCUGCCUGGCAUCCAGCAAACCAGGCACUCGGAGGCGGCAAACCUGGAGAGCCAGAAGCGGAAGAGGAAGAAAGCAAAAGGGGAAUUGGCAAAUCCAGAGCCAGAAACUGUCUCACUGCCGGAAAAAGAAGCUGCAAACAGUCAAAACUGUGUGGAGCAGAGCCCGCCAGCGGCAGCAGAGAAGGAGCAGGACGGACCAGCAGAGGAGGAGCACCAAGCAGCUCACGAUACCGAUUAGAACUUUUGUUUCAUUGAAAGAAAAACACAAAAAGAUUGUGGCUUGUGAGUUUCUUAUCCCAUAAACUCUUUGUUACUUCCCCUCCCACCCCGCUCCACCUUCAUAAACCUGUGUUUCCAUGAGUAAUAUUAUCUACCUAAUUCCCUGUCAGAAAAAACUGGUGACAUACUACAUGUUAAUAGUUGCAGGGUCUUGCCACUUUAUUAGAUAAACAGUGUUGUCUAGCUAGUAUGGGAGGCACCGAAUUCUCAUUCUGUUUUUCCAGUCGUUCAUCCCAGCCAACAAUAGCAAAUCCAGUACUUGGUCACCCCCCGUAAAUUGCUCACUCCUUUGAGAAGAAAAAGCAGCAAAAAAACAAGAGCAGAAGAAAAGUGUUUAUCUCUUGGUCUAACACACAGACAAGGGUAUUUCUGUCUACAGCGACACUGAGCGAAAAAGCCUGUAUUUGGGUUAAAAGCACAGCUAUAGUAAGUGCUGAUGUGUAUUUUUGAUUUAAAGUAUUUCCCUAUUUUAUCAUGGUUACUAGAAUAGUAGUAUAGACAGAAGUAUAUAACUAAUGAUUGAAAAUGCAUAUAUUCAUUUCUUUGAAAGGAAAAGCAUAACUGGUAGUGAUAUAAUUUCUUGAUCAUCCCACCUCAAAGGUUUGGAGACAAACUGCAGAGAGUGAAAAAAUGAUGUAGACAUUUUGUAUUUUUUAAAACCAACGUUUGGUUUUAUGUUACGUGGAGUUUAGUUGCCCUUUCCUUGGUAGUUACAAGAACUUUCCAGCUUGAGCUGGAAAGGUUUUGCACACUUGCAUGACUUUUCUGGGGUUACUGUACCUGUAGCAACCAGUUCCUUCAUCAUUCUGCUAGUCUUCAGUUCUCCUCUCUGGCGUUAGUUCUCAGCUAUGGCAUUACAGGUGCUCUAAAGGUAUUUUUCCCCAGCCUUGAACAGACCACACCGAUUUUAAUGCUCUUAUAUGAACACUGAGGCUUCCUGAGUUUUUAUAUUUCCCACUCCUUACCCCAGAAGCAACGUUCUUUCAGCAAACACGGAGAAGGCUGUAGGCCAGGUUCCCCCAUUGGGGAGUCCUCUGAGAAGGACCCUUGAGACUUUCAGAGCCUGAGUUUCUUACUUUCUAGUGGUGGACUGUGAAGAGAUGACUUUGGCUUCUUCCCAUUCCGUUUGCUGUUGAACAGUAUUUCCCAAAUGAGUUCAGCAUCUGCAUUUCAAAUGGACGGGUUUUAAUGCCGCCAGCCCCCCUCCAGCUCUGGGUACUGAGACUCCUCCACAGGCAACUCUUCCGAUUUCUCCUUCCCCUCACUCCUCCUUUAAUUCUUCUUUCACUUGGGGUUGUUCUUACUUGCAGCUCAUGGUCUGAGACUUGAAUAAAGCCGCACUGGUGCAGCGGUGAGCGAAGGGCAGGCUGGGAGGGAGUUGGAGUGUGCUACUCAUCAGUUUCACACUUGGUUGUCACAAUUUACUGUAUUUUUUACUUUUUUUUUUCUGUUGCAGUUUUGCUAAUUUAUCAGAUGGUCCAAAUGUUUUGACAUAACUAUUUCAGUUUGCAUUAUUUAUUUAUGAUGCUUUUUGUCAUUGUCUUUUAUACAUUUGGGAUUAUAAAUUAUGUACAUGUUAAAAUUAGCAUCUCAAAGAAGUCUGUUACCCAUGGUCAAAAAAACCAGUUGGUUUAUAUUUUCACAGAAUUUAUUCCCAGUUUAUUGGAUUGGAUGAUUUUUUUUAAAGUGUGUAACCAAUCAUAAUCCAAUCCCCCUCCCCCCAAUAAUUGUGUUCUAUUUAAUAACAUUCUUGUAGCAUAGAUACUGUAUCACUAUCGACAGAUUUCUUAGAAAUGCUGCUAUCUCUAUUUAACUAACAUUUUGUUCAGUUUUUGCCUCCAGUGGAAGCAGAAAGGGUUUUUUCAGCUGUUAAAUCCAAAAUCAAUAUAAUUUAUUUAUGUAAAAAAAAAAGUCACGAUUGAUAUAUUUUUGAACCUUUUAAGUACUAACUUUGUUUUUAUUCAGUGGAAGAACAUGUACUUGCCCUAAAUCCUUAAAAUACAAAUGCUAUAAAACUUCAUAUAUCUUCAAAGCCUUACUGUGAAUGGAUACAGAAAUCUCUUCCGAGUCCAUUUCUUGUUAUGGGAUGGUUUUUCCAGGGUUACACGCGUAAGGAACAGGGUUUAAAGUGAAAUUUAUUUAAUUAGCCAGCAUGCUCUAUACCUUGUUCUUCCUUAGCAGACAUGUAUGCUACGUCUCUGGGUGUUUAGGCUUCUCUUUGCUACUUUGUGACCCUUUUGCAACCCGAUAUACUCUGUGGAUUAUUUAGACUGUAAGGCAUUAAGUGGCUGCUUCUUCUUUUCCAUCAUAUCCCAAACAAAUGCCAAAUUUUCACCGGUUUUCAUGGCUAUUCACACACAUACAUCCUUCACCAAAUGUGCUAACAAAAUAAACUGUCUGUGCUCUUGAACAUGGAUAAAAAGAAAAAGAUUUAAAAGUCAGAUUUUUAUUUUUUUAAUUUAGUGACUAGAUGAUGCUUAUCUUUCAGACUUGGCAGAGCCUUGCUACAGAUGUAUAUAAUUUUUUUCAGCAAAUAUAUGUGAAUGUUUAAUUCA
Messenger RNA from Corvus hawaiiensis (hawaiian crow), 11193 nucleotides. It is a transcript of the gene CHD6, whose product is annotated as chromodomain helicase DNA binding protein 6. The transcript is spliced from 40 exons. Lineage: Eukaryota; Metazoa; Chordata; Aves; Passeriformes; Corvidae. The record is from RefSeq and is a predicted model, not a curated record. The coding region runs from base 363 to 8597 and encodes 2744 amino acids. Gene Ontology annotation, molecular function: ATP-dependent chromatin remodeler activity; ATP binding; protein binding.